AUGAUACCUUCAGAAGAAUUUGAAGAAGUAAUACUUGAAAAAAAAAGCUGUAGUGAUGCUUAAUAUACUAUUAAAUAAGCAACCCAGAAUUUUAACAAUAAGUCAUAUAAUUUAAUAUAUUAGGUUACCUAUUCCUCAAGAAUAGCAUAUAUCACAUGAAAAAUAACAUAAUUUAUGUAAAGAUAGUUUAAAUGAAUCGGAAAUUUUAUUGGAACUUGAGGAAGUUCCUGGAUUAAAAAAAUAAAAAAGUGAUACAUCUUAUGAUUACAAAAUAAAUAAACUUAAAUCAUUUGCAAAUAAAAUAAUUAAAAAUAAUAAGAAUAAUCUUCUAAAAUCAGAAUUAAGUCCUAUUAAAAAUUAAUAGUAAAAUCCUAAGUCAAUAUUACCAGUCCAAUCUAAAGGUUAAAAUGAUGAAAGAAUUUCUAUUAUAAAAUUUGAACAUCAUGAUGAGGAAUUAAAAGAACUUUAGUAUUAAAAAAUUAUUAAUUUAGCCGUUAAUUAGAAGAAGUAGAAAAUAAAAUUUUAGAAAAACGAAAAAGACUAAAAGUUUUGAAUCCUAUUGAUGAAAAUGAGUAAUUUGAAUAGGAUUAAUAAUAAAUAGAAAUCAAAGUGAAUCAAUCAAAUGAAGAGAAUACUUGCUUAAUUUGCGGAGAAGAUACGAAAGAAAUAAUAUAAGUACUUAAUUGUUAGCAUGGCUUUUGUUCGUAUAAUUAUUUUUUUUAAUUUAAAGGGAUUGCUAUGAAUAAUAUUUAGAUGACAGAAUAAUAAAUGCUAAAGUUAUUAAUAUACCAUGUCCAUAGGAAGGUUGUAGUGAAAUAUUCCCUGAAAGAGUAAUAGAAAAUAUCGUAAGCUUUACUAAGUUUAAAAAAUACUUAAGAUUUAAACUUUAAAUUGAGAUUGCAAAUGAUCCAAACAAAAGAUUGUGUCCAUCAGUAGAUUGUGAUUAUUAUGUUGAAAGAGUAAAUUCAAAUAAUGACUUUGUUAUGUGUAAAUGUGGAACUUAUGUUUGUCUCAAAUGUGGUUAGCUUGCUCAUUUUUAUUAACGAUGCUAGGUUUAUUUAUGAAAUAAAAUUUAGUAAGCUAUCGAUUACAAUUUUAUAAUUGCAUUAAAUAAGUAUAAUAUUAAGAGUUGUCCUAAAUGUAAAUCUAAUAUUGAAAAAAAUGAAGGAUGUAAUCAUAUGACAUGUAGAUGCAAAUAUGAGUAUUGUUGGGUUUGUUUAUAGAAAUAUUAUAAUGAUCAUUACAAAUUUUGGUCUCCCAGAGGAUGUGCAAGUAAAUAUAUUAAGAAAUAUUUUAAGUAUGGUCAAAUGGAAAAUUCAAAACACAUAAAGUUGUAAAUCACCCUGAUUUAAUGAGAAGGAUUUUUUUUCUACCUCGUCUUAUCCUUUUUCUUUUCAGAAUUAUCAUGAUACUUCUAAAAUUACUGUCUAUAGCAUUAUUUAAAUCAUUUAAAAAGCCUUUCUUCAGGAUAAAUAAGAAAUUUUAUCGUUCAAGAAAACCUAAAAGUUGGUAAAUGUUAAUUAUUAAUUGAUAUUAGUUUUUUCAAAGCGAUAUAUUUCUUCUUUGUGCAAUUAUUCAUUAUAAUAAUAGUGAUAAUUAUCUUUCCUUUUUACUUUUUAUUUUACAGGAUUUAUAAAGAAAUAAAAAGGCUUUGUCAUAAAGGAUGUUCAUAUUGA
Molecule: messenger RNA, 1676 nt
Organism: Paramecium primaurelia
Lineage: Eukaryota; Ciliophora; Oligohymenophorea; Peniculida; Parameciidae
Source: the annotation of a GenBank genome assembly